CUCCAUCUUUCGAAAAAAUUUGGAGAAGUUGAGAAAGCAUAACAACAAAUUUUAGCCGGUGCAAUAAUUUUUACUUAAAUCCAAUUUUUUCCGGCUAGAAAAGCAAAAUAUUCGUGUCAUUUGCAAUCAAUUUUUACUCUCCUGGUGCACUACUGAAGAAUGGCAGAAAAAUUUAAAAUCCUCGUUUGCGGAGAUGUGAACGGGAAAUUCAACAAGCUCUUCUCGCGGAUUGAAAGCAUCAACGCGAAAAAUGGCCCUUUUGAUUAUUUAUUCUGCGUGGGAAAUUUCUUUGGGGACCGUUCAUCCUCAGCCGAGUGGAAUCUCUACAAAAACGGAACCUUUACUGUUCCAAUUCCUACCUGUAUCAUUGGUCCCAGUGACCCGAAGCAACUUUCACACUUCACCGACCCCAAUGGCUGCGAAUUGUGCCCCAAUGUAAACUACUUAGGAAAGAGGGGUCUUUUCAGCUCAAGUGAGGGUCUGAAAAUUGCAUACCUGAGUGGCAAGGAAGGUGCCAAAUCAGACAGCUGCACCUUCACUGCCGAAGACGUGAGCGCAGUCCGAGAUUCCUGCCUUAGAAAUCAGUCAAAUUACAAAGGGGUGGACAUCCUGCUCACUUCACAGUGGCCUCAAGGAGGCAAAGAUGGUCAAGAAGGUUCAGCUCUCAUUAGUUGGCUUGCCGUCCAAAUAAAGCCUCGCUACCACUUUUGCGGACUCAAGUCCUUCUUCUUUGAGAGAGCGCCCUACCGCAACCAUGACACCGGGGACAACGUUGACCUGCCUACGAGACUGAUUGCCUUGUCGUCAGUUGGACAGAAAGACAAGUGGGUCUACGCCCUCAACAUCCAGCCUGUCAUCUUUAUUCCGCAAGGCGAACUUGCUCAAAGGACAACUGAUGAAACACCUUGUCCUUAUCCAAAUAGCCCAAGUCUGCCGGGGGCAACUGGAAAUAAAAGGGAAGGCCCAAGCCAGUUCUUCUAUGAUAUGGACGCCGCAGCAGAAAUGGGAGCAGGGAAAAAAAAGCAACGUAGGGAGACGGACGAGGAGCGGCAGCAAAGAUUGGCCAACCAGGCGCCCUGCUGGUUCUGCCUCUCCAGCCCUCAGGUUGAGAAGCACAUGGUCAUCAGUGUUGGCACAGAGGUGUAUCUGGCCCUGGCCAAAGGAGGCCUCACUCCAGACCAUGUUCUCAUCUUGCCAGUCACUCAUCACCAAGCUGCGUCUCAACUACCACCUGAAGUGACUGAUGAAGUCAAAAAAUUCAAAUCUGCGCUCAAGAAAUUCUUCAAGAAGAGGCACAACAAAGCGGUAAUUUUCUUCGAACGCAAUUACCGCACCUCCCACAUGCAAGUCCAAGCUGUCCCCAUUCCAGCCUCGGCAGCUCCAGAUGCAAAAGCUGCCUUCCAAGAGUGUGCGGAAGAAAAGGGUUUGCACUUGACAGAACUGCCUGACCACUCUGACCUGAGUCAAGUGGCACCUUCUGGCACCCCCUACUUCCACGUGGAACUCCCUAGUGGAGAUCAGCUGUACAUGACAGCAAAGAAAAAUUUCCCUCUGCAAUUUGGAAGGGAGGCACUCGUAGGUCCCAGUUUGUUGGACAUGCCUGAAAAAGUGGACUGGAAAGACUGCCAAAUCAGCCAAGAAGAGGAAAAGGCAAACACUGUCAAGUUCAGGGAGGAGUUUGAGCCGUUUGAUUUCACCAUUUAGGUUUUUAAAAAGAAAACAGUUGUUUUAAGUUAAUUCUUAUUAUUACGAAAUAACUAGAGCAUCAUCUGUACAGAAUUAAAUUGGACAACUAAGAGCAUAUUCACUUCUUAUUUUUCUUACUGGAGGGUUGUGGCAGCCUGUACUUGGCCAUUUCAACUUCCGCCUCAAAGUACGAGGUGUCAUUGUAGCAGUAAUAUUCAGGGUUCUUGUAGUCGCCAUCCUUCUUUGCGCCAGGACCAACAGCUGGCAAAAGGAACAGAUCUGUAUAUAAUUUCACUUAAUAAAUUUUUUAUAACUUACCGGUGCUAGGUACAUUGACGCAUUUUGCGCUCAGCCCUGGUACGUUAGCGUUCACGUUCGAGGAACCAGAACUCUUGGUCGGGGUCGAAAGUCCUCGUAAGGCGACCUGCACAUUAUUAAUUUUUAUUAAAUCAUAAAAUGUUUUCUAACAAUAAGUUAAAAGUUAAGUUAAACACAAAUAUCACAAACCUUGAAAGCUGGUUGGUUCAAUCUCAGAACCGAUCUGGCUGGGCUUGCCAUUAUUGUAAAAUAAAUCUGCAAA
Messenger RNA from Neocloeon triangulifer, 2266 nucleotides. Its product is annotated as CWF19-like protein 1. Gene Ontology annotation, molecular function: RNA lariat debranching enzyme activator activity. The transcript is spliced from 10 exons. Gene Ontology annotation, cellular component: post-mRNA release spliceosomal complex. The record is from RefSeq and is a predicted model, not a curated record. The coding region runs from base 160 to 1704 and encodes 514 amino acids. Gene Ontology annotation, biological process: mRNA splicing, via spliceosome. Lineage: Eukaryota; Metazoa; Arthropoda; Insecta; Ephemeroptera; Baetidae.